Molecule: messenger RNA, 2050 nt
Organism: Hyaena hyaena (striped hyena)
Lineage: Eukaryota; Metazoa; Chordata; Mammalia; Carnivora; Hyaenidae
Gene: TEX264
Product: testis expressed 264, ER-phagy receptor
Exons: 6
Coding region: 796-1737 (313 amino acids)
Biological process (GO): reticulophagy; protein-DNA covalent cross-linking repair
Cellular component (GO): replication fork; endoplasmic reticulum membrane; autophagosome membrane
Source: RefSeq, a predicted model, not a curated record
GUCCCCGCUGGGGCGGCCUCACGAGUGCUGAGGGCCUGGAACCUCUGUCCGCCCUGGCGCGACCUCAGGGGUUCCCGCGUCCCCUUCGUGACUCCCGCAGCCCAGGCCGCUCUUUGCAUCUCUUCUCGCCCACAGCUGGCCCCGGCUGGGUCCAAGGGCCCGAACGCGACCUUGGACCAGCCUACCAUCCCGCGUCGCCCCGGCUUCGGCCCCGGGCGCAGGGCACGCCCGGAGCCAGAGGAGCCAGAGCGGGGGUGGGGAGGUGGGGGUGGGGAACUGAAGCAAAAACUGUACUUUAACUCCGCCCCUAUCCCUGGAGGCCGCGCGUCGCUGCCAGGGCUGCAAACUUCAGAGUCUCUUAAGUUACGGAGGUGUGUGAGGCCCCUAGAGGUCGUGGUUGAAAAGAAAGGGGCUGGGUAAAUAAGCGAGGCGCGGGUGAGCAGGGCUGCAAGCCCAGAGUAGGAGGCGGCGCAUCUCAGUCCCGCGCAGGCCCAGGUCUUACCGCGCUCCGCUGGCACCGAAGUUUAAGGGCCCGGCCCACUGCCGCGGCGCAAGUGAGCAGCCUCAGGAAGCCCUUGCGAGACCGCCCGCCCAGACCCUCGCCGGCCCGGGUCAGAGGUGACCACCCCCGGCCUCUGACGCGAGGAGAAACCGAUGUCAGCGACACGGGCUGUUCAGAGCCAGCACUGAAGCACUUGGAGCAUUUGGUCCCUGCGGCGCUGGAUGCCAUGAGUUGCUAAAAGUGAGCCUGGCUUUUCAGCUGUCUUGGGGGCGCAGUGUUGGGGGCACAGAGCCAUGUCUGACCUGUUCCUCCUAGGCCUGAUUGGGGGCCUGACUCUGCUGCUGCUGCUGACACUCCUGGCCUUUGCUGGGUACUCAGGGCUGCUGUCUGGGGUGGUGGUGAGUGCUGGCUCACCCCCCAUCCGCAACGUCACUGUGGCCUACAAGUUUCACAUUGGGCCCUACCGCGAGACUGGGCGGCUUUUCACCGAGAGCUGCAGUGUCUCCCCCAAGCUCCGCUCCAUCGCCGUCUACUACGACAACCCCCACAUGGUACCCCCUGAGAAGUGCCGCUGUGCGGUGGGCAGCAUUCUAAGUGAAGGUGAGGAGUCACCCUCCUCUGAGCUCAUCCAGCUCUACCAGAAAUUUGGCUUCAAGGUAUUCUCCUUCCCGGCACCCAGCCAUGUGGUAACGGCCACCUUCCCGUAUACCUCCACCCUGUCCAUCUGGCUGGCUACCCGCCGUGUCCAUCCUGCCCUGGAUGCCUACAUCAAGGGGCGGAAGCUGUGUGCCCACCCUCGGCUAGAGAUCUACCAGCAAGACCAGAUCUAUUUCAUGUGCCCACUGGCACGGCAGGGAGACUUCUAUGUGCCUGAGGUGAAGGAGACAGAGCGGAAAAGCCGAGGACCCACAGAGGCCAGUGACUCCCAGAUGGAUGGCACAGGAGCUGAUACGAUGAGUGACACGAGUUCUGUAAGCCUGGAGGUUGGUCCUGGCAGCCGGGAGACUUCAGCUGCCACACUGUCCCCUGGGGUGAGCAGCCGUGGCUGGGAUGAUGGUGACACCCGCAGUGAGCACAGCUAUAGCGAGUCGGGCGCCAGUGGCUCAUCCUUUGAGGAGCUGGACCUGGAAGGCGAAGGACCCAUGGGAGAGUCAAGGCUGAGCCCUGAGGCUGAACCCUUAGGGGCUACCAAGUGGCCCCGGGAACCUAGUACCCCUGAGAAGGGUGAGGAGUAACCCUAGGUUUGCACCCUCCUGAGGUGCAGUCGAUAAGGAACUGAGCAGACUCUUCAGCCCUCUUCCUCCUUCACCUCUCAGGCCCAGGCUGGGGCCUGGGGCCUGGGGCCUUAGGGGGACCUGACUUCCACUGCCCUGGGCUCUAUCUAGUUAAGCCUUCUUACCACACUUUCAGCUCCCAGGGCCAAAGGAGCCAGGGACUGUAUUCCGCACCCAGACCCCGGGGCUACUGCCCCUCUGACAUCUUUUUUCAGAUUCACAUUGGAGCUUCCAGGACCAGAAUAAAGCAAAUGAUUUUCUUGUUUCACCUGGA